AUGGCGCUUCCGGUCUGGACUUUGGUGCUGCUGGUGGGGGCUGUCUGGGGUCAGGGCCACUCGCCUCUCCCCUUGGAGGAGGAGGACCCCCCAGAUUUGAAGCCAGCAGUCAAGAGCACUAUGCAGAAGACCAUCUCCGUGGCCCAGUGUGACUUUGACGACAAUUCCAGGCCCAUCUGUGAUUGGACCCAAGUGGCCUCUGAUGACGGGGACUGGUCACGCACCAGUGGGCCCUCCCCCAUGGGCCGCACAGGGCCCUCAGGGGGGUACCCCGACGGAGAGGGCCACUACCUGUACAUGGACCCCAGCUCCUUCCACCAGGGCGGGGUGGCCCGCCUGCGCAGCCCCGCUAUCUGGGACCAGGGUCCCCUGUGUGUGCACUUCGCCUACCACAUGUUCGGGCUAUCGUGGGGCGCCCAGCUCCGACUGCUGCUGUCCCGGGGCCGCGCUGACAAACACCCCUACGUGAUCUGGAAGCAGAUGGACACCCAGAGCCAGUCCUGGGUGCCUACUGCUGUCACUGUGCCCGUGACACUCACCCUGCCCAGCGAGCUAGUAUUUGAAGGGAUGCAGGGCAGUACCUCAUACCUGAACAUCGCCCUGGAUGCCAUCACUGUCCGCCGGGGCUCCUGCCAUCAGGUCUGCAGGACACAGACCUGUAACUUUGACACACUCCAAGACCUCUGUGGCUGGAGCUGGGUGCCCACCUCCUCCGGGGCCAUAUGGGUGCAGAAGAGUGGGUCCUCGGGGGUGCCAAACGUGGGGCCCCAGAGCGACUUGUCUAACCCGGAUGGUGGCUACUACAUGCUCCUGGACCCUAAGAACGCACAGCCGCUGCAGAAGUCGGCGCUGCUGAGCCCCCUCAUCCCGUCCCAGGGCUGCCUGAGCCUGUCUCUGCACUACACCCUUCACGGCCAGGCCCGGGGCGCCGCCCUGUUCAUCCAGGCUUCCAACUCCGGCAGCAUCCGAAAACACACACUGUACUCGGGACAGCCUGGGCCUGACUGGCAGCCUGUCUCUGUCAACUACACAGGCGAGGGAGAGAUUCAGUUCACCGUGGUAGGUGUGUUUGGGACGACCCCAGAGCCGGCUGUGGCCGUGGACGCGAUCAACGUGGGGCCCUGUGAGGAGACCUUUCCAGAGUGUGACUUUGAAGAUGAAGCCAACCCCUUCUGCGACUGGACACAGUUGCCCGAAGAAGGCGGGCAGUGGACCUGGGGACACAAGAAUGCUGCCUCCAGGGUCCCUGGCUACACCGAGGGCCACUACAUCUACCUGGAGUUGGACAAGCUGUCCCAGGCAGGCCAGGCCUUCCUGCUGCAGAGCCGGCCGUUCUGCGCCCCGAGCGCGGUGUGCGUGGAGUUCUCCUACCACAUGUCCGGCCUGGGGAAGGACAUGAUGUUCCGGUUGCUGCUGGGGAGCCCUGCGGGCAGCCCCCCAAAUUCUCUCUGGCACCGCGUGGGGUCCCAGAGCUCUGACUGGCUGAUCGCCUCCAUCACCAUCCCUCCGGGACAUCAGCAGCCCAUGCAGCUGAUCCUGGAGGCUGUCAGGGGUUCCGACACUGCCUUUGUGAUCGCUGUGGGGUACAUCAGGAUUGAUCACGGGAUCUGUCAGGGCUCUGUUUCCUCUUCUGACUCUUCAGACAUCCUAAUGCACCCCCAAAGUCUCACCACAGAAACUACCAUCUCCACAGAGAAAGCCACUGUCUCCCCUAAAGAGCAAACCACCCCCCCUACAGCACCCACCACCCCCACCAGCACAGAAACACCCAGGAAAAACACAGAAAAGCCCUCCUUGACCACAGGAAAACCCACCACCACCACCACCACCACCACCACAAAAAAAUACACCACAACCACAGAAAAGCCCACUACCACCACCACAAAACCCACUACCACCACCACAAAACCCACCACCACCACCACAGAGAAACCCACUACCACCACCACAAAACCCACCACCACCACCACAGAGAAACCCACUACCACCACCACCACCACCACCACCACCACCACCACCACCACCACCACCCGAAGGCCCACAGUUUUGCUGAGGCCUACUACACCUCCAUCCACCACCCUGGCUGCUGUGACCAAGGCUACCACAACUCCUAGGAAAAUCCCAGAGGGAUGCCCACCCAAUGCCCAGAACCAGCCCUGCGCCUGCCCAGCAACCUGCGACAACCCAAAGCCCAGCUGUGAGGGCGACUGCCAGUGGGGCUGCGUCUGCAACCCCGGCUUGCUGUUCAGCAACACCAGCUGCAUCAACGCCUCCAACUGCCCCUGCUUCUACAACGAUGAUUACUACCAGCCCGGGGCUGAGUGGUUCAGCCCCAACUGCACGGAGCGCUGCCAGUGCCUGCCAGGCAGCCGGCUGGAGUGCCACCCCUUCCAGUGCGGGACGCAUACUGUGUGCCAGCUCAAGGAUGGCCAGUAUACGUGCCACCCCUAUGGCUCUGCCACCUGCUUCGUCUACGGAGACCCCCACUACCGCACAUUCGACGGGCAGCAUUUUGACUUCAUGGGCAAGUGCACUUACAUCCUGGCGCAGCCGUGUGGCAGCUACACAGAGCCGUUCUUCCGGGUGACGGUGAAGAACGAAGACCGUGGCCAGGUGGGCAUAUCUACCCUGAGCAAAGUCUAUGUGACCCUGUCGGAGACCACCAUCACCUUGCUCCGGGGCCGGCGCACGCUGGUUGGGGGACAGCAGGUGACCCUCCCUGCCGUGCCGUCCAAGGGAGUCUUCCUGGCCCCCAGCGGGCGCUUCGUGGAGCUGCAGACUAGGUUCGGCUUGCGGGUGAGAUGGGAUGGUGAGGAGCAGCUUUUUGUCAGUGUGCCCAGCACCUACUCCAGCAAACUCUGUGGCUUCUGUGGCAACUACGAUGGUGACAGCAGCAAUGACGACCACAAGCCAGAUGGCAGUCCUGCCAGGGACACCGAGGAGCUGGGCAACAGCUGGCAGAUGGUGGAGGACGAGGAUAAGGAGUGCCAGAAAGAACAGGCGAGCCCCCCGUCUUGCGACUCCAGUUUGAUAAACACCCUGUCUGGGCCGGCCAUCUGUGAGGAGCUGGUGGACCCCCACGGAGUCUUCGAGACCUGCCUACCCCACGUGGCCACCACACCUUUCUUCAACAACUGCAUGCUGGACAUGUGCAGCUUCCAGGGCCAGCAGCAGGUGCUGUGUGGACACAUGGCGGCCCUGACCGAGACGUGCCAGGAGGCAGGCUAUGCUGUGAAGCCCUGGAGGAAGCCCCAAUUCUGUGCCCUGCCCUGCCCACGUUACAGCCGCUACACACUGUGCGCCAAGCCGUGCCCCGAGACCUGCCAUGCCAACUUCUCGGGCAUGUCGUGCCAGGACCGCUGCGUGGAGGGCUGUGAGUGCGUGCCCGGCUACGUGCUCAGCGGUCUGCAGUGUGUGACCCGUGCCCAGUGUGGCUGCCUGGACCCCACCAGUGGCAGCUACUUCAAGGUGGGGGAGCGGUGGCACACACCGGGCUGCACGCAGCUUUGCCUCUGCAAGCUGGGCGGCCAGAUCAGCUGCAUGGCCUGGAAGUGCCUCGCGCAGGAGACCUGCGCCCGCAUGGAAGGCAUCUACGGCUGCCACGCGCUGGGCAGCGGCACCUGCACCGUGUCCGGUGACCCCCACUACCUGACAUUCGACGGGGCGCUGCACCACUUCAUGGGCACCUGCACCUACACGCUGACGCGGCUGUGCCGGGAGCGGGCACUGGAGAGCAGCUUCACCGUCAGCGCCACCAACGAGCUUCGCGGAGGCAACCUGGCGGCCUCGUACGUGCGGGCCGUGCACGUGGACGUGUUCAGCCUCCGCAUCUCGCUCGUCAAGGGCCACAGGGUCGUGCUGAACGGCAGCCGCGUGAGCCUGCCCGUGUGGCCGCUGGGCGGGCGCGUGGCCAUCAUGCCCAGCGGCUCCUUCACGCUACUCUACACCGACUUCGGGCUGCAGAUCCGCUACGACGGCGGCCAGCUGGUGGAGGUGACCUUGCCCUCCUCCUACGCCGGCCGGCUCUGCGGGCUCUGCGGCAACUAUAACAACGACAGCCUGGACGACAACCUGCAGCCAAGCAGUAAGCCAGCCAACAGCUCGGUCAUCCUGGGAGCCUCCUGGAAGGUUCCAGAGUCCUCAGAAACCGGCUGCUACACAUCUGGAAUUCCCCCCAGAUGCUUGAAGAUGGAGGAGGCAGAGCCCUGGAAUGUGAGCUGCAGUAUCCUGACAGACCCCAAGGGACCCUUCGCGCAGUGCCACAAGGUGGUGCCCCUACAAGCCAGCCUGGCCAGCUGCCUGUAUAGCCAGUGCAGCAGCAAUGGCAGUGCCCAGACCCUCUGCCACUCCCUGCAGGCCUAUGCGGCCCUGUGCGCCCAGGCUGGCCACGCCCCUACCUGGAGGAACAGCAGCUUCUGCCCUCUGAGGUGCCCACCGGGCAGUAAGUACAGCUCGUGUGCCAAGGCCUGCCCCCAAAACUGCCUGAGCGUGAGCGCCCCCCGCGAGUGCCCACAUGACCUGCACUGCGUGGAGGGCUGCGAGUGUCAGAACGGCCACGUGCUUAGCGGCAUCUCCUGCGUUCCCUUCGGCCAGUGCGGCUGCACGGACAAGCUGGGCUUCUACCACCCGGUCGGGGAAAGCUGGUACGCUGACCGAGAGUGCUCCUGGUUCUGCACCUGCUCCACGUCCAACAACAUCUCGUGCUUCCACUCGGUGUGUUCCGGUACCCAGAGGUGCUGGGCCCUGGACGGAUUGCUGCGCUGCCGGGAGGCAGGUGUGGGCAUGUGCUACGUCUCAGAAGCACAGCAGUACGUGAGCUUUGACGGCAGCUCCCACAGCUUCGGGGACAACUGCAGCUAUGUUCUGGCCAAGGUGUGCCAACCCGGCACAGACCUGCCCUUCUUCAAGGUCAGCGCCACCAACGGGCCAGGGGACGGCCACGACGCCCGGCUCACCCCCCAGCACGUCAGUGUCCUCAUCUUCAACUCCCAGAUCACCCUGAAAAAGGACCAUCAAGUGUGGCUCAACGCCUCCCGGACCUCCCUGCCCGUCUCCGGAGUGAUCCCCGGGCUCCGCAUCACGUCCAGUGACGCCUACACGGUGCUGGACAUCUACAACGGUGUUCUGGUCAAGUUCGACGGCACCCACCUGGCCAUUGAGCUGCCCCGUUCCUAUUACGGGAAAGUCUGUGGGCUGUGCGGGAACUUCAACGGCGAGGAUGAUGAUGAGCGCUUGAUGCCCAAUGACCAGCAGGCGCAGAGUGACGGCGAGUUCCUGCAGAGCUGGCAGGACCAGGAGCUUAGCCCCCACUGCCACAGAGAGGGGGCCAAGGCUGCCCCGGAGGAGCUGGAGACCAACUGCCGGGUGGCCGACCUGUCACGGGCACAGGAGCAGUGCCUGGAGGCCUUCCGCGUGCCCAUGUGGGCGGCCUGCGCCAUGCGCACCAGCCUCAAACCUUUCCUGCAGCACUGUGCCCACAGCCUCUGUGAGUUCGGGGGGCUGAGCCAGCCGCUAUGCAAGACCCUGCAGGACUUUGCCUCCGCCUGCCAGGCCCAGGGACUCCGGCCCCCCAUCUGGAGGAACAGCAGCUUCUGCCCUCUGGAUUGCCCAGCCCACAGCAGCUACAGCACCUGCCUGGCCCCCUGCCCACCCUCCUGCGGGAACCUGGAGGGCCAGUGCCCGGGCAGCCCCACGCCCACAGCCUGCCAGGAGGGCUGUGCCUGCCAGCCGGGCUUCGUGCUCAGCGGACAGCAGUGUGUGCCCCAGAGCCAGUGUGACUGCAGUGGUGACCAGGGUGGCACCAUCGCUGUGGGAGAGACCUGGCUGUCAAGCAACUGCUCUCAGAGCUGUGUGUGCACCGCGGGCACCAUCCAGUGCCGGCCCUUCAGCUGCCCCCUUGGCUCCUUCUGCCAGGCCAGCGCUCAGGGCAACGGCAGCUGUGUCUCCAGAAAGUCGGAGCGGUGCACCGUGUACGGGGACCCCUUAUAUGUCACCUUCGACGGUACCUCCUACAACUUCCACGGCCGCCUGACCUACACCAUGGUGACCACCGUGCAGCCGCUGCCUGCGGGGCUGGAACCCGUAGAGGUGCUGGGCCGGAACAAGCUCCGCGGCCUCAGGGAAAAGGUGCAUCUGCAAGAGGUCAUCGUCAAGGUCUAUGGCUACCUGCUCCAUAUGAUGCCUCAGUCUAGGCUGCUGGUCAAUGGGGAGAAUACUAAUAUCCCCUUCCAGCCAAGUGACCAGCUACAGGUGACUCUGCGUGGCCAGCGCCUGUACCUGACCACCGACUUCCAGCUGGCUAUCAGUUUUGGUGAUGAGCACAAUUCAGUCAUCUACCUGCCCAGCGUGUACCAGGGGCUCGUUCGAGGCCUGUGUGGGAACUUCGAUGGGGACAAGACCAACGACUUCAUGCUGCCCGACGGCCACGUUGUCAGUGACGCUGUCCUCUUCUGCAACAGCUGGGUGGUCACGGAGUCAAAGGAGCAUCAGAGUCGCUUCAGGAGGUCCCUCCCAGAGGAGACGUUCAUGGAGGACCUGGGCUUCCACGUGUCCCGGUGCAGCGGCAAGCAGUUGGCCAGUGUCAGCGGCUUCCAGGCGUGUGGGGUGCUGGCUGACCCCAGAGGGCCCUUUACUGCCUGCCACCCACGAAUGGCCCCAGAGCCCUUCCAGGAGCACUGCAUGUUUCAACUGUGUGCCAUCCCAGACCCAGAGCAGCAGGAGUCACUGCGCUGCCAGGCUCUCAGCGCCUACGCCUCCAUCUGCCAGGAGACGGGCACCACCCUGAGCGGCUGGCGGGACCACACCCAGUGCAGUGAGGCAGCCUCCCCUGCCCUCCCCACCCUGCUCUGCCCUGGCCCCCCAUCCAACUCCCAUCUGUCAGCCUCCCCUCUCCUCCCCACCAUGGCUGCACCCCCAACUCCUCUGAAGAUCACUACUAAAAAAAAAAAAAACAACUUUUUUUUUGUUUUCUUUUUUGCUUUGUUUUGUAAUUAAUUUUUUUUGCCACCAGGGUUAUCAUUGGGGCUCUGUCCUGUCACUAUGAAUCCACCACUCCCGACAGCCUUUUUUUUUUUUUUUCUAUUUUAUGUGAUAGAGACAAAGAGAAACUGAGAGGGGUGGAAACAGAGAGACACCUGCAGACCUGCUUCACUGCUCUUGAAGCUCCCUCCCCUGCAGGUGGGGACUGGGGCUCAACCCGAGUCCUUGAACCUGGUAAUGUGUGUGCUUUACUUGGUGGGCUACUGCCCAGCCCCCCCCAAUCAAUCUGUUUAAAAUAGGGCCCAGGAGCUAGUGCAGUGUCCAUGCUCAAUACCCCACACUUGCAAGCCCUGUGUCUCCUUCCUGAAUUCCAUCUCCAGCAUCACCAGUCACCAGAGCUGUCAAAAAUUAAAAAUAAGAUUAAAAAGGAGUCUGGUAGUAGCACAGCA
This is a messenger RNA of Erinaceus europaeus (western European hedgehog), 7427 nucleotides long. It is a transcript of the gene ZAN, whose product is annotated as zonadhesin. The record is from RefSeq and is a predicted model, not a curated record. Lineage: Eukaryota; Metazoa; Chordata; Mammalia; Eulipotyphla; Erinaceidae. Bases 1 to 6993 code for a protein of 2330 amino acids. Gene Ontology annotation, cellular component: membrane. The transcript has 41 exons. Gene Ontology annotation, molecular function: protein binding.